AUGGAAUUUCACAUUAGUGGCGGAGUUAAAAAGCAACCGGCGGCGGGUCGGAGCGCCGCGGGCUCGACGCCCGAGUGCAAGCAGUCGCAGCGCAACGCGGCCAACGCGCGCGAGCGAGCCCGCAUGCGCGUGCUGAGCAAAGCCUUCUCGCGCCUGAAAACCAGCCUGCCUUGGGUGCCUCCGGACACCAAGCUCUCCAAGCUGGAUACGUUGCGCCUGGCCUCCAGCUACAUCGCCCACCUGCGGCAGUUGCUGCAAGAAGACUGCUAUGAGAAGGGCUACGUGCAUCCUGUCAACCUGACUUGGCCGUUUGUGGUUUCAGGAAGACCAGAAUCCGACACCAAAGAUGUCCCAACAGUCAGCAGAUUAUGUGGAACUACAGCUUAAAAUAAAGACUGCUCUUGCUGGAUGUGCUUA
Messenger RNA from Notechis scutatus (mainland tiger snake), 417 nucleotides. RefSeq names its product musculin (gene MSC). Gene Ontology annotation, biological process: regulation of transcription by RNA polymerase II; skeletal muscle tissue development. Lineage: Eukaryota; Metazoa; Chordata; Lepidosauria; Squamata; Elapidae. The record is from RefSeq and is a predicted model, not a curated record. Gene Ontology annotation, molecular function: protein dimerization activity; RNA polymerase II transcription regulatory region sequence-specific DNA binding; DNA-binding transcription factor activity, RNA polymerase II-specific.